Carica papaya (papaya) is the source of this 2430-nucleotide messenger RNA. RefSeq lists its product as uncharacterized. NCBI's taxonomy places the organism in Eukaryota, Viridiplantae, Streptophyta, Magnoliopsida, Brassicales, Caricaceae. The record is from RefSeq and is a predicted model, not a curated record.
CCGAAGUCUGAUUUCCGCUUUCUGGCUCGCUCUUUCGCUUUCUCUAUCUAGCGGCGGGAAUUAGAUACGCAUGACCCCACAGCCACCGCCAUGCGCCUCACAACCGCCUCCCUUCACCGAGGCUGAGGUCCGAUAGAAUGAGCCACAUCAUAUUCCGGCGAUGAUGUUACAAGCACCGGCGGCAUUUUGACUUUCUAAGAAAUGCCACCACUCGCCACUUUGGUGCUCGCCGAUCGUAAUAGGAAUCAGUCUCCAUGUCGAGGUCUUUAGCUUUUGGAAGUGUUAGGAAGGUUGCCAAUUCUUGUUACUCUAAACAGAAGCAUAGCUUCCCAGGAGUAAGCAAUAAUGGGGAAUGUUAUCCAAUUGGACUUCCUUGCAUCUUAUAUAGGUUAUAUUCAAAGUACAAAAAUCCUUUAAGAGGGCAUAGUUCUUUUACAUUGUACAAAGUCAAAGAAAACAUAUUUGCAAGUAGUGGCUCAAGGAACUUCUAUGCCCUCUCAGGUAGCCAUGUCAUAUCACAUAAUGCCCAAGCAACUUGGAAGCAGCUUUCUUGGAUAUGUAGUCACAACGGGCCAGUAUUAUCCCCAAUUAGUAAGAUUGCUCGUGCUGUGAGUUUUGCUCUAACACGGUCUAAUCUAGCAGCUCCUGGUGUUAUUGCCUUUUUAGUUGGAGAGCUUGCUUGCAAGCAGCGGAGAUGGACAGAAGCCGAAUAUUUUCCAACCAAAGAUGCUCUGUAUAUGCAAGCACAAGAUGGAAAAAUUUAUCUGACAUCAUUUGUGGCUUUACUUCUGGAGUGUGUGAUUUUGUUACUCAGAGCUAUACAUUUAGCAAUCUUAUUCUUGCCAUCCAUCGCCAUGGCACCACUUGCUGAUUCUCUCGGUGCUGAGUUUAGGAAAGCAUGGGUUCAUGUUGUUCAUCUAACAUUGGAAAAAGCAGGUCCGGCAUUUAUCAAAUGGGGGCAGUGGGCUGCAACAAGACCCGAUCUCUUCCCAAGAGAUUUAUGUGCUGAACUAACAAAACUUCAUGCUAAAGCACCAGCACAUAGCUUUUACUAUACAAGGAAAACUGUUGAAAAUGCAUUUGGACGCAAGCUACCAGAAAUUUUCACAAAAUUUGAAGAAGAACCUGUGGCAUCUGGAAGCAUCGCUCAAGUUCAUCGGGCAAUACUGAAAUAUAGGUACCCUGGUCGGCAAAUGAAGCAGCCCAUUGUUGUUGCUGUCAAGGUUCGACAUCCUGGAGUUGGUGAAGCCAUUAGAAGGGACUUCACCAUAAUCAAUUUUGUGAGCAAAAUUGCAAACUUCAUACCUCCAUUAAAGUGGUUGAGAUUGGAUGAAAGUGUACAGCAAUUUGCUGUCUUCAUGAUGUCUCAAGUCGAUCUUGCAAGAGAGGCUGCUCAAUUGAGUCGUUUUAUAUAUAAUUUUCGUAGAUGGAAGGAUGUGUCAUUUCCAAGGCCUCUUUAUCCUCUGGUGCACCCAGCUGUCUUAGUGGAAACUUAUGAACAUGGUGAAAGUGUCAUGCAUUAUGUUGAUGAGCUUGAAGGGCAUGAACGACUUAAAAGUGCCCUUGCUCACAUUGGAACGCAUGCUCUUUUAAAGAUGCUCUUGGUAGACAAUUUUAUUCACGCAGAUAUGCAUCCUGGAAACAUUCUAGUCCGAGUACCUGAAAGGAAACCAUCAAAUAAUCAGCUCUUUAGUUCAAGACCCCAUGUCAUAUUUCUUGAUGUGGGCAUGACUGCUGAACUUUCUAAAAGAGAUCGAACCAACAUACUGGACUUCUUUAAGGCUGUUGCUCUUAGAGAUGGUCGGACUGCCUCUGAAUGCAUGCUGAGAUUGUCCAAACAGCAAAACUGCCCAAACCCAAAGGCUUUCAUUGAGGAUGUAGAAAAAGCUUUCACUUCCUGGGACUCACCAGAUGGUGACUCAAUCCAGCCGGCUGAAUGCAUGCAGCAAUUACUUGAGCAAGUUAGACGUCAUAAAGUCAACAUUGAUGGCAAUGUUUGUACUGUGAUUGUAACUACUUUGGUUCUUGAGGGGUGGCAGCAUAAGCUUGAUCCAGAAUAUGAUGUGAUGCAUACCCUGCGAACAUUGCUGUUUAAAGUUGAUUGGCUGGAGUCGCUCUCUUACACCAUGGAAGGACUCAUGGCCCCUUAAAAGUCUCCUAUCUGGAUCUUAUUUCUCAAAAAUUUUGAAUAACAAUACUGAGAGAGCAACAAAAGAAAUAAAUAAGGUUGUGUUUUGAUCUUUCUAUCUGGAUGUUCUGGUUUUGUGGAGCCAGUUUCAUUUUUUGCAGGUGCGAUUAGAGAGUUUUGGAAUAAAAUUUUUAGAACUAUACUUCACUGAUAAGAGAAAACUAACCACGAGUGUAUAAUUCGAAUUACUGCUACAAGUUUACUUCCAAAGAUCGGAAACAUACUGCAAUGUUUGCUGUUUA